UAAUUUUAGUUUAUUGUUGGUAGUAGAUUUAAAAUGAAGUUCGGUUUUUCAGCUGUAGUACUUCUAGCAAGUUUUGCCCUAGUUUUUGGCUUUGAGGAGCCAGAAUGGGAUAAAAUCAACUUUGGAGAGGACUUUCUGCCACAAGGAUUCGAGCACAAGGAAAGUCGUAUCAUUGGUGGUCAAGCAGCCAGUCCUGGACAAUUCCCCUAUCAAGCUGGAUUACGUAUGAACAAAACUACUUCAGGAAGUUGGUGUGGAGGUGUUUUAGUCUCGGAAAGUUAUGUUUUGACAGCUGCUCAUUGCGCCAGCAACGCUCUCUACAUAGAUGUGUACUUGGGUGCUCAAGAUAUUAGGAAUUUAACUGAACCAGGACGUCUGAAUAUUCGAGUUCCUGCUGCGAAUAUUGUCGUUCACAGUGGCUACAAUCCAAAUACUAUUUCAAAUGACAUUGCUAUUCUUCGUUUGCCAGAACCUGUGAAUGUUACGGACACUAUCAAGCCAAUCAAUCUGCCUACAUACGACGACGCUGCUAAGAACUUUGAUGGAACGACAGUCGUAAUUUCAGGAUGGGGAAAGAACGCUAAUGAUGCUGAAACUAUUACUGAUCAACUUCAAUUCACCGGAGUUGCUGUGCAACCUCAAAGUGUUUGCCAGUAUUUCUUCAAUAGCGCUAAGACAUCAAACAUAUGCACAGAGACAAUUUACGAUCGAGGUACAUGCAACGGCGAUUCAGGAGGCCCAGUGGCUUGGAAUAGCUCUAAUGGGCCUGUGUUGUUGGGAUUAACAUCUUUUGGAAGUUCUAGAGGGUGUGUAGCUUGUUGGCCAUCCGUCUUCGUGCGGGUUUCAUACUACCUUGAUUGGAUUGCUGCCCAUAGUAACAUUAAAAUUAAAGCUAUGUAAUAAUUCAUUGUUUUUAACAAUAAGAAUAUUUAUUUAUUAUUUCUGUACCGGCAAAUAUUUUGAUGAUGAAUGUCCUAUUUUGUGUAUAAAACUUCAGAAGUAAAAGAAAAAUACAGAAAA
Molecule: messenger RNA, 1020 nt
Organism: Hermetia illucens (black soldier fly)
Lineage: Eukaryota; Metazoa; Arthropoda; Insecta; Diptera; Stratiomyidae
Product: brachyurin-like
Exons: 4
Coding region: 34-900 (288 amino acids)
Biological process (GO): proteolysis
Molecular function (GO): serine-type endopeptidase activity
Source: RefSeq, a predicted model, not a curated record